This is a messenger RNA of Xenopus tropicalis (tropical clawed frog), 2788 nucleotides long. RefSeq names its product delta(4)-desaturase, sphingolipid 1 (gene degs1). The transcript is spliced from 3 exons. Bases 45 to 1016 code for a protein of 323 amino acids. Gene Ontology annotation, cellular component: membrane; endoplasmic reticulum membrane. Gene Ontology annotation, biological process: lipid metabolic process; sphingolipid biosynthetic process. Lineage: Eukaryota; Metazoa; Chordata; Amphibia; Anura; Pipidae. The record is from RefSeq and is marked provisional. Gene Ontology annotation, molecular function: sphingolipid delta-4 desaturase activity; catalytic activity; retinol isomerase activity.
CUUAGAGGGGAGCUCAGUUUGUGUGAGGCUCUCAGAGCGCAGCCAUGGGGAACAGUGCGGCCAGAGAGGACUUUGAGUGGGUCUACACUGACCAGCCUCAUGCGGACAGGAGGAAGGAGAUUCUGGCCAAAUAUCCCGAGAUUAAAUCCCUGAUGAAGCCGGAUCACAACUUGAUUUGGAUUGUGUCCUUGAUGGUCCUUACCCAACUGGUGGCUUUUUAUCUGGUGAAAGAUUUGGACUGGAAGUGGCUCUUGUUCUGGACUUACGUGGUUGGGAGCUGCAUUAGCCACUCCAUGACCCUGGCCAUCCACGAGAUCUCUCACAACAGCGCCUUCGGUAACAGCAAAGCCAUGUGGAACCGGUGCUUCGGCAUGUUCGCCAAUCUGCCCCUGGGCUUGCCCUACUCCGUCUCUUUCAAGCGGUACCACAUGGAUCACCACCGCUACCUCGGGGGGGAUGGCGUCGAUGUUGAUAUCCCCACAGACUUUGAGGGCUGGUUUUUCUGUACUCCGCUGAGGAAGCUUGUGUGGAUUAUACUCCAGCCCCUUUUCUACACCAUCCGCCCCCUGUGUAUCAACCCCAAGCCAAUCACGCGGCUGGAGAUCAUCAACCUGGUGGUGCAGUUCUCUUUUGAUGCCUUAAUUUAUUAUACCUUGGGAGGGAAAGCUCUGUUUUACAUGCUUGUAGGCUCCAUCCUCGGCCUCGGACUCCACCCCAUUUCAGGACACUUCAUAGCCGAGCAUUACAUGUUCUUAAAGGGCCACGAGACCUACUCUUAUUAUGGACCUUUAAACUACUUGACCUUUAAUGUUGGCUACCACAAUGAACAUCAUGACUUUCCUAGUGUCCCUGGGAAAAACCUGCCACUGGUGCGGAAAAUCGCAGCUGAAUAUUACGACCCCUUGCCGAAGUACAGCUCCUGGGUCAAGGUGCUCUACGACUUCGUGAUGGAUGACACCCUGAGCCCCUACUCCCGUAUGAAAAGGAAACUGAAAGGAGAUCUCAAGCUGGAGUAAAGUCAGUGUGGGACUGGGCACCUCGGAGCUUGGAAGGUUUCCCAACGGGGGCAACUGAAUGAGCAAAUUGCUGGAAGCCUCUCCAGUCUCGUACUGUAGGUGUUUCCCAAUUGGUAGCUUUCCCAAGCCCCCGGGGGUGAUUGUGCAGCACUAGGCAGGGCCCUUACCAACGUUGUUUUUCCCAGAGCACCUUGCUGUUUCGGUAGCUUACCUAACGCACGCGCAUACUGACCGGCACCGUGCCCAAAGCAGGCAACAAAGUAUAAUAAGUGCACCCCAGCCUUUAUUUCCUAUUGCAAUCCCUGUAGCGCCGACGCUCUGUGUAGCCAGUCCCCACGCUGCAGGGGGGGCACAUAAUUAGGGCUUUUAUAUGGUGCCAUUGGCUUUGUUACCUGCCACGCAGGCCAAAGUGACUGGUUUUGUCGCUGGGUGAACAAAGCGGCAGUUGCGGACGUCCGUGCAAGUGAAGAUUUAUCAUGGAGUAUAAAUUCUUUAGGGUGCGCUCUGUCUGUUUAACCCCUUCUGCUGCUUUUACUACUUAAACCGCUCUGUUUUAAACACUGAAGCAAAACGAAGCCGAAUUGUGAUGUUAUUUUAGUUACUCUGAACAUUACAGGUAAGAGAGGGCAGGGCAUUUGCACCGCUCACCAGUACCUUCAUUAUUAUUAUUACCCCUCUACCACACACAUCACCUUCAGUGCCUUUCCGUCAGCGUUUUUAUGUAAUCCUGCACUAUUCUCAGUCAUUGCAGGGGGCAACCCCAAUCUGGGACGGGCAGAUAUAGUAAGGAUCAUAAUAGUACCCAUUCAGGCACAUCAGGCACUUUCUCAUUUGUAUAUAUACAAUUCCCCAAACAGUUAACCUCCCACUAAUAUCUUCAGGCCAUAAGGAAGUUCUUUGGGGGCAAUGAUCUCUGCUUUAGCCUUUGUAAGAUAAGGAGUGCAUAGAUCAGGGCUCCCUAGCUGGCAUAUUGUUUAUCACAAGGCACAUAAACCCUUGGAACAAAGCGCUGAUACCUCCCCGGGCAACUGAGACUCCUCAGUGUAAAACAUAAAGGGACUUGCCCUUGCCUCCCAGAAGGUACAGAGGGGACUAUUGGGCCAUAUGUAUGUUUGCCCAUUCUAUUGCGGGGUAUGAGACAACCAGACUGUCUAGUAAAGUGAACUUGCAACUGCAGGCAGAAUAGCUAUGGGGGUCUAACCUGGGAAAGGCAUUGCCCUGUUCAGCUUGGGAACAGCUAUGGGGGUCUAACCCGGGAAAGGCAUUGCCCUGUUCAGCUUAUUUGCCAAGUGGCUAGUGAUGUCAAGCAUAUACCUAGAACUUAAUAACAUACUAAAAGUUAAUGUAAAAGUGAACUGCCCCUUUCACGCCCCUUUCUCAGUUUAGAAUAUGCAGCUUUAUAUUCAGUUCAGCAUUCAUCCAGUUUUAUAGUGGAGAAUUCAAUAUUGGACUGAAUGCAAAAACCGUAGUUUCCCUGCUCCAUAGCGCCCCCUUAGGGCCAAGACACGGGGCAAUUAGACCAAUCAACCGGCUGCAAACUGCGCUCGCUUGCCUGGGACUUACUGUGUGGGAAAGGAAAGCUGUUGGUUGAGACGUUGCUGCCCGCCCCCCCAUUCUAUCAUUUCCUCACUCGCCCCUGUGUGGAACCCUCACUAUCACUGUUAAUGAGAAUAGAACUGGUCCAAUAUUUGCUUGUUAAAAAGCUGCUUUCAUUAAUGUAUCAGUAUUAAAAGGAAAUAUUUGUUGUGUCUUAUUAAAGUUUAUUAAAUCUA